Oryctolagus cuniculus (rabbit) is the source of this 1265-nucleotide messenger RNA. RefSeq names its product transmembrane protein 240 (gene TMEM240). NCBI's taxonomy places the organism in Eukaryota, Metazoa, Chordata, Mammalia, Lagomorpha, Leporidae. Gene Ontology annotation, cellular component: synaptic membrane. The record is from RefSeq and is a predicted model, not a curated record.
GGAGGGCGGAGCGCAGCGCGCGGGCCGGCCCGGGCCCAGCGACCCCGCAGCGGCCCCUGGCUCCUCUGGGCGCCCCCGCCCGCGUCCCUUCCUCGGCCGAAGGGGUUGCCGCGGCUCGGCGGCGCUUCCCGGGAGGCGCUGACCUCUGCGGAGGCGGCGGGGGCUCAGCAUCGGGCCGGGGCCGGGGGGGCGCCGGGGCCGGGGGGCGGCGCUCCGGCCCGGCCCGGCCCCGCCCGAUGCCCAUGAGCGCGAACACCAUGAUCUUCAUGAUUCUGGGGGCGUCGAUCGUGAUGGCCAUCGCUUGCUUGAUGGACAUGAACGCGCUGCUGGACCGGUUCCACAACUACAUCCUCCCGCACCUGCGGGGCGAAGACCGCGUCUGUCACUGCAACUGCGGCCGGCACCACGUCCACUACGUGAUCCCGUACGACGGGGACCAGUCGGUGGUGGACGCCGCGGAGAACUACUUUGUGACGGACAGUGUGACCAAGCAGGAGAUCGACCUCAUGCUGGGGCUGCUGCUGGGCUUCUGCAUCAGCUGGUUCCUGGUGUGGGUGGACGGCGUGCUGCACUGCGCGGUGCGCGCCUGGAGGGCCGGCCGGCGCUACGAUGGCUCGUGGACCUGGCUGCCCAAGCUGUGCAGCCUGCGGGAGCUGGGGCGGCGGCCGCACAGGCCCUUCGAGGAGGCGGCCGGGAACAUGGUGCACGUGAAGCAGAAACUCUACCACAACGGCCACCCCAGCCCGCGGCACCUGUGAGCCGCGCACAGGACUCGCCGGGGCCCCAGGGCCGCCGGCCACCGAGACGUCAAAGGGACCUCGUGGGCGCCCGGGCCGGUGGGACUGGACGGCAGCCUUGGGCCCGGGGCGCCUGGGGCCGUGCCCGGCGUAGCCGCCCACCAGGCAAGUCCAGCGGAAGGUGCUGUCUCUCCUUUUUAUACAGGGGGUAGGGGCGGGGACCGGGGUGGGGGAGGCUGCCGGGCCUCAGGGGGGCAGGGCCCCAGCCGGGCAGGGCACAGCGGCCUCACCGGCCUGCGGCCACGUCCAGCUGAAAGCCGCUGUGUGUGUUUCCUGUGAGCUGUGUCCAUCUGUCCAUCCGUGUCGUCUGGAGGGGAGGGAGGCGCUGAGGGCCAGCGCCCGGCACACGGGAGCAUGUGCGUGCGGCGUGCGCGACCGCGAGGCGGGGGCGGAGGUCGGGGUCCUCGGCCACGGCGCCCCCCUGUGAUGCCCACCCCGCCUGGUCAGUAAACUCUCCAGAAAGCUCCA